Molecule: messenger RNA, 2775 nt
Organism: Scleropages formosus (Asian bonytongue)
Lineage: Eukaryota; Metazoa; Chordata; Actinopteri; Osteoglossiformes; Osteoglossidae
Product: BMP/retinoic acid-inducible neural-specific protein 3-like
Exons: 8
Coding region: 120-2405 (761 amino acids)
Biological process (GO): positive regulation of neuron differentiation; cellular response to retinoic acid; nervous system development
Cellular component (GO): dendrite; neuronal cell body; cytoplasm
Source: RefSeq, a predicted model, not a curated record
CUGAACGUUCCUCCGUGGUCGCUUGCAAAAACUUAAGUGAUCCUGCCACUUUGUUCCAGACAGCUUCCAACGAAGGGCACGAGGAAAGUUUUGGAGAAUGAAGAGCUCGGGGGUGAAGCAUGAGCUGCCCGCGUGUUCCUUCUAAACUCGCCUUUCUAAUGCUUCUAUGGAAGUGUGUAAGUGUGAGCCUGCACUGCUGGGGUUUCGCCGCCGCCACUUGGAGCGAUGCCGCCGGUCCCUUCGGGUGGCUCCUGUCAGAUAAAGGGCCUUUUCACCGCUCGCAGGAAUUCGCCGAGUUCGUGGAGCGCUACCAGCAGGGAUUUAGCACCAAGUACAAGAUUUACAGGGAGUUUGGUCGCUGGAAGGUCAACAACCUGGCACUUGAGAGGCUGGAAAAUAAUGGCAUCACCCUACCUCUUGACCCCGAGUUUAUGCAAAGCAUCAGACUCCUCGGUCGAAGGCCAAGCAUUCAGAAAAUUACUGAAACCAUUAUCAAAAAAUAUGGCACACAUUUUCUCUUGUCAGCCACACUGGGAGGUGAGGAGUCUCUGACUAUCUUUGUGGAUAAGAGGAAGCUGAGUAGGACAGUGGAUGUGGACGACUCAAAUGGCACAGCAGUGACCCUGGAGACGUUGCACCAGCUGGCAGCCUCCUACUUUAUCGACAGGGAAAGUACACUGAGGAAGCUACACCAGCUCCAGAUAGCCUCCACUGCAAUUAAGGUGACAGAAACCAGGACAGGCCCGCUUGGGUGCAGUAACUAUGACAACCUUGAUUCUGUCAGCUCUGUUCUGGUUCAAAGUCCCGAAAACAAGAUUUAUUUACAAGGACUGCAGAUGAUUUUGCCCGAAUACCUAAGGCACCGGUUUGUGCUAGCAGCCCUCAGCUAUGUGGCUUGUAACUCUGAAGGGGAGUUUGUUUGCAAAGAGAAUGACUGCUGGUGCCAGUGUAGCGACAGCCACCCCCAUUGCAACUGCCCCACGGUGGACCUCCGCGCCAUGGAGGAGAACUUGGUCCACAUCAGGAAUACGUAUGCUGCCGCCAGCCAGGAAUUUGAAGAAUCAGAUGAAUUUCAAAACUUUGUGAGGAGACUACCAACAUUUUAUGCUUUGAACACCUCUGCCAUUCAGUACUUCUGGAGAAUGGACACUGGUGUUCAUUUGCGGUACCGGCAGCUGGAGAUGAAUACAAAUCUGCUCCUCAGUAAAGCACACAAGAUCGCAAACAAGCUAUUCACCCUCAGCAAGAGAUGUGACACUCAGCCCAAAAUAGUCAUGCCGAAGGAGAGACUUUUCAGCUACUGGCUGAACUAUAUCCUGUCCAUCAUGUACUGCAGUGAGAAUAAUCACAUUGGAACCUACAUGGAAGAGACACGCAGUUGUUCCUGUCCAUAUGAGAACCCAACCUGCCAAAGUGUCAUCCCAUGUGCAGUCGGAGAUGGUGCGCUGUGUGCCUCUUGCUCUUACGAGAACAGGACACGAUGUGGCAGCUGCAACCCGGGGCACAUGCUCAGCCAGGGCAUUUGCAGGCAUGAGGUCCCAGACUCCACAGACCACUACAUUAGCUUUGAGACAGACCUUCAAGACUUGGAGAUGAGGUACCUGCUCCAGAAGCGCGACAGCCGAAUUGCUGUGCAUGCAGUCUUCAUCAGUAACGAUGUGAGGCUAAAUACUUGGUUUGAUCCCUCGUGGAGGAAGAGGAUGUUGCUUACACUGAAGAGCAACAAGUUCAAGUCCAAUCAUGUCCACAUGCUGCUUGGGAUCUCAUUUCAGAUCUGCCUGACCAAGAACAGUACUUUAGAGCCAAUGUUAUCGGUAUAUAUCAACCCAUUUGGGGGAAGUCACUCAGAGAGCUGGAUAAUGCCCAUUGAUCAAAAUGGCUACCCAGACUGGGAAAGGACUAAAUUAGAUAUACCUCUUGACUGUUACAACUGGACCUUGACUUUGGGCAAUAAAUGGAAAACAUUUUUUGAAACAGUUCACUUCUACCUACGAAGCCGUGUUAAGGUGACGUCUGUUUUCGAAAACAGCACAGUCUAUUUCGAGCCACUGGACUUUAUGGACGCAUCCAAAAACCUUGGCUACAUGAAAAUAAACAGUAUGCAAGUGUUUGGCUACAGUGUGCACUUUGACCCAGAAGCAAUUCAGGACUUGAUUCUGCAGCUGGACUAUCCUUACACUCAGGGAUCAAGAGACUCUGCACUGCUCCAGUUGGUAGAGAUCCGAGAUCGUGUCAACAGGCUUUCUCCACCUGGACCACAGCUGCUUGACUUAUUCUCGUGCUUGCUUCGCCACAGACUAAAGCUGUCUGCUACUGAAGUUGUCAGAAUACUAGCCGCAUUGCAGGCUUUUAGUGCCAAACAACCAAACUCUGUGGAAUACGAAACAACCAAAUUAUGUGGUUAAUCAGAAACAGAGAGUUUGUUCAUCACACACCUUUUGGAUCCAGAAGUAUUUAUGGGAAAUCUUCGGUGUGGUUUUUAACUUGGAAUGCUGUUGCUUUUGAAAAGGAGAAUAAUUUGACAAAAAAGAAUCAAGUAGCCAUAUGACAUGAAGAAAACCAAUUAAAUCAGAAUAUUCACCUGUACUGUAAAUGGCCUGUGUACCCCACCAAUCACAAUAAACAUAUACGACCACUGAUAUACACAAGAAAAGUUUUUGUACACUGUGUUUCUCAGAAUAAAUUUUGGCUGUCUAGCAUGUACUUCUCUGCUUUUGUUUUGUUUUUUUCUAAUUGUUUUUUUUUGUUCAACAGGCUGUACUUUUUUCAUUAACG